AUGCUGCGGCCCGGCGGGCGCGGGCUCCUCCUGGGCCUGGCGGCUGCGGCGGCCGCGGCGGUGGCGGCGCGGCUGGUGGGCUGGUGGGGCCCCCGCGCCGGCUCCCGCCUCUUCACCCCCGGGGAGCUGGCCGGCCACCGCGGCGGCCCCGGGGAGCCAGGCCUCUACCUGGCCCUGCUCGGCCGCGUCUACGACGUGUCCUCCGGCCGCAGGCAUUACGAGCCCGGGGCUCCCUAUAGCGGCUUCGCAGGCCGAGACGCAUCCAGAGCGUUUGUGACUGGGGACUACUCUGAAGCAGGCCUUGUGGAUGAUGUAUCUGACCUGUCACUUUCUGAGAUGCUGACACUUCAAAAUUGGCUAUCAUUCUAUGAGAAAAAUUACAGAUUUGUUGGAAGGGUGAUUGGAAGGUUCUAUGGAAAGGAUGGGCUACCCACCUCGGAACUGGCCCAGGUAGAAGCCCUGAUCACCAAAGGCUUGGAGGCAAGCAAGCAGGAACUGGAAGAGAAGAAGAAGUUUCCACCAUGCAACACGGAGUGGAGCUCAGCCCGGGGCAGCAGGCUCUGGUGCUCCCAGUCGAGGAUUGAAGAGCCCGGCCUUUUUGGUCACAGCUUCGCCACUGCAUGA
Molecule: messenger RNA, 624 nt
Organism: Pipistrellus nathusii (Nathusius's pipistrelle)
Lineage: Eukaryota; Metazoa; Chordata; Mammalia; Chiroptera; Vespertilionidae
Source: the annotation of a GenBank genome assembly